Dentiscutata heterogama is the source of this 303-nucleotide messenger RNA. Lineage: Eukaryota; Fungi; Glomeromycota; Glomeromycetes; Diversisporales; Gigasporaceae. The record is from the annotation of a GenBank genome assembly.
CCGCAAGUUAUUAUUGAACCUAUACCAUUGACUACUUUUACUAGAAAGACUGCUGUUUCUGAAAUUUCAACUCGAGCUACCAUCGAUCUGUGUAUUAUAAACAAGGUUCUAAGUAUUGUACAAGAUAACUCAGUAAAGCUUAACCAGCUUUCCAGACACUGUGCAAAGUUGGAAUAUUUAAUCAAGGAGCAACAAAUACAGCUUGAAGAGGUUUCAAAAAAAUUUGCUGAAAUUAAUGAAUUAGAAACAAAAAAAGACAAUAGAAAAAAGCCUUUGAAAAAUACAGAGGAUAUAUAUUUUCAA